AUGUCUGGAUAUCCAGCAGAGCAGCACUACGAUGAUGGCUACGGCCAUCAAGAGCAUGGCGAUUCCUACUAUCAGGACGAAAACGGCGGCCAGGCUUAUUACGAUCCUAACGAUUACGGUGGCGAUAGUUAUUAUGACCGAGGUAACAGCGGAUAUUACAAUGCCGAAGGUGGUCAAGAGGGUGGAUACUACGAUGCUGCCCACCAGGAUGAGUACUAUGGUGACCAGUACUAUGACCAAGGGAAUGGUGGGAACCAGGGAAGACGGCGCGGCGAUUCAGAGGAGGAUUCGGAGACCUUCAGUGAUUUCACCAUGAGGUCGGAAACUGCGCGCGCUGCUGAUAUGGAUUACUACGGUCGCGGGGACGAACGUUACAACAGCUACGCCGACAGUCAGUACGCUGGUCGAGGAUACGGUGGCGGCUACCGGCCACCGUCCUCUCAGGUCUCGUACGGCGCCAACCGAUCAUCCGGAGCUUCCACUCCGGUAUACGGCAUGGACUACGGCAACGCCCCCGGCGCCCAGCGUUCGCGGGAGCCGUACCCGGCAUGGGCGUCCGACGGUCAAGUCCCCGUCUCCAAGGAAGAAGUUGAGGAUAUCUUCAUCGACCUGGUCAACAAGUUCGGUUUCCAGCGGGACAGCAUGCGCAACAUGUACGACCAUCUAAUGACACAGUUGGACUCGCGAGCCUCGAGAAUGACUCCGAACCAAGCACUUCUGUCCCUCCACGCUGACUACAUCGGUGGUGACAACGCCAACUACCGCCGUUGGUAUUUCGCGGCCCAUCUCGACUUGGACGAUGCGGUAGGUUUCGCCAACAUGAAGCUCGGUAAAGCCGACCGGAAGACGAGAAAGGCCCGCAAGGCUGCCGCCGCAGCCAAGGCCGCCGCUCAGCAGAACCCCGAGAACGUCGAGGAGAACCUUGAGGCCUUGGAAGGUGACAACAGCCUGGAAGCCGCCGUGUACAGAUGGAAGACCCGCAUGAACCGCAUGUCUCAGCACGACAGAAUCCGCCAAUUAGCUCUGUACAUGCUGGUCUGGGGUGAGGCCAACCAAGUUCGUUACAUGCCCGAGAUCAUCUGUUUCAUCUUCAAGUGUGCGGACGACUUCUACACUUCCCCCGAAUGCCAGAACCGCGUGGAGCCGGUGGAGGAAUUCACCUACCUGAACGAAAUCAUUACCCCCCUCUACCAGUUCUGCCGCGACCAGGGUUACGAAAUACUAGAUGGCAAGUAUGUUCGCCGAGAGCGCGAUCACGACAAGAUCAUUGGUUAUGAUGACAUGAACCAACUCUUCUGGUACCCCGAGGGUAUCGAACGCAUUGCCCUCGAGGAUAAGACACGUCUCGUGGAUAUCCCCCCCGCCGAGAGAUGGACCAAGUUGAAGGAUAUCAACUGGAAGAAGGCCUUCUUCAAGACAUACAGAGAGACUCGGUCCUGGUUUCACAUGGUCACGAACUUCAACCGUAUCUGGGUUAUCCAUCUUGGUGCUUUCUGGUUCUUCACUGCUUACAACGCCCCCACACUGUACGUCCACGACUACCAGCAGCAGCUGGACAACAAGCCCGCUGGUUCAAAACAGUGGUCCGCUGUUGGUUUCGGUGGUGCUCUUGUCGGUUUUAUCCAAAUUGCUGCUACGCUGUGUGAAUGGAUGUAUGUGCCUCGCCGCUGGGCUGGUGCUCAGCAUCUGACCAAGCGUUUGUUGUUCCUCAUCCUUGUCUUCGUGAUCAACCUAGCCCCUGGUGUCGUCGUCUUCGGCUUCUCAAGCUCCCUGACUGAGACGAUCCUCCUGAUCAUUGGUAUCGUUCACUUCUUCAUUGCCCUGGCUACGUUCUUCUUCUUCUCUGUCAUGCCUCUUGGAGGUUUGUUCGGUAGUUAUUUGAAGAAGCACGGCCGCCAGUACGUUGCCAGUCAGACGUUUACCGCCAGCUACCCGAAGCUUCAAGGAAACGAUAUGUGGAUGUCUUACGGUCUCUGGAUUUGUGUCUUCGGUGCCAAGCUGGUCGAGUCUUACUUCUUCCUGACCCUGUCCCUGAAGGAUCCUAUGCGUAUCCUUUCGCCGAUGCAGAUUCACCAGUGUGCCGGUGUCACGUACAUCCCGAACAGCCUUUGCCACGCUCAGCCUCGGAUUCUCCUCGGUCUCAUGAUGUUCAUGGACUUGACGCUGUUCUUCUUGGAUAGUUACCUGUGGUACGUUAUUUGCAACACCAUCUUCUCGGUGGCCCGGUCCUUCUACCUCGGUGUGUCUAUCUGGUCUCCCUGGAGAAACAUCUUCUCUCGUCUGCCCAAGCGUAUCUACUCCAAGGUUCUUGCGACUACCGACAUGGAGAUCAAGUACAAGCCCAAGGUCCUCAUCUCCCAGGUGUGGAAUGCUAUCAUCAUCUCCAUGUACCGUGAGCAUCUGCUGGCCAUCGACCACGUUCAGAAGCUGCUGUACCACCAGGUUCCUUCGGAGCAGGAGGGCAAGCGUACUCUGCGUGCUCCUACUUUCUUCGUCUCUCAGGAGGAUCAGUCCUUCAAGACCGAGUUCUUCCCCGCCGGCAGUGAGGCUGAACGUCGUAUUUCCUUCUUCGCUCAGUCCGUCUCCACGCCCAUGCCCGAGCCCCUUCCGGUUGACAACAUGCCCACCUUCACCGUUCUCAUCCCCCACUACAGUGAGAAGAUCCUUCUCUCGCUGCGUGAAAUUAUCCGUGAAGACGAGCCUUACUCUCGUGUCACUCUCCUGGAAUACCUGAAGCAGCUCCACCCCCACGAGUGGGACUGUUUCGUCAAGGACACCAAGAUUCUGGCUGAUGAGACUUCUCAAUUCAACGGCGAAGGCGAGAAGAACGAAAAGGACGCCCAGAAGAGCAAGAUUGAUGAUCUUCCCUUCUACUGCAUCGGUUUCAAGUCUGCUGCUCCGGAAUAUACUCUUCGUACCCGUAUCUGGUCCUCGUUGCGCUCCCAGACCCUUUACAGAACUAUCUCCGGUUUCAUGAACUACAGCAGAGCCAUCAAGCUCCUGUACCGCGUUGAGAACCCUGAAGUCGUCCAGAUGUUCGGUGGCAACUCCGAGAAGCUCGAGCGCGAACUCGAGAGAAUGGCCCGCCGCAAGUUCAAGAUCUGCGUUUCCAUGCAGCGUUAUGCCAAGUUCAACAAGGAAGAGCGUGAAAACACCGAGUUCCUCCUCCGCGCCUACCCCGACCUUCAGAUCGCUUACCUUGAUGAGGAGCCCCCGACCGAAGAGGGUGAGGAGCCUCGCCUGUACUCCGCCUUGAUUGACGGCCACUGUGAACUUCUCGAGAACUCCAUGCGCAAGCCCAAGUUCAGGAUUCAGCUCUCCGGUAACCCCAUUCUCGGUGACGGAAAGUCCGACAACCAGAACCACUCGAUCAUCUUCUACCGCGGUGAAUACAUCCAGGUCAUUGACGCUAACCAGGACAACUACCUGGAAGAGUGCCUGAAGAUUCGUAGCGUUCUCGCUGAGUUUGAGGAACUGUCCAACGAUAACGUCUCGCCCUACACCCCUGGUGUUGCUUCUACUGCCGAAACCCCCGUCGCCAUUCUUGGUGCCCGUGAAUACAUUUUCUCCGAGAGUGUUGGUGUUCUUGGUGACGUUGCUGCCAGUAAGGAACAGACAUUCGGUACUCUGUUUGCUCGAACGCUCGCUCAGAUCGGUGGUAAACUGCACUAUGGUCACCCUGAUUUCCUGAACGGUAUUUUCAUGACUACGCGAGGUGGUAUCUCCAAGGCUCAGAAGGGUCUUCACCUGAACGAGGAUAUUUACGCCGGUAUGACUACCCUGUGUCGUGGUGGACGCAUCAAGCACUGCGAGUACUUCCAGUGUGGUAAGGGUCGUGAUUUGGGUUUUGGCUCCAUUCUGAACUUCACAACCAAGAUUGGUACUGGUAUGGGUGAGCAAAUGCUGUCCAGAGAAUACUACUAUCUCGGAACACAGCUGCCUCUUGACCGCUUCCUGUCUUUCUACUACGCCCAUCCUGGUUUCCAUCUUAACAACAUGUUCAUUAUGCUGUCCGUGCAGAUGUUCAUGAUUGUCCUGAUCAACCUGGGUGCCUUGAAGCAUGAGACCAUCACCUGCCGCUACAACUCGAACUUGCCCAUCACCGACCCUCUCCGCCCCACGUACUGUGCCGACUUGACGCCGAUCAUCAACUGGGUCAACCGCUGUGUCAUCUCCAUCUUCAUCGUGUUCUUCAUCUCCUUCGUUCCCCUGGCUGUCCAGGAAUUGACCGAGAGAGGACUGUGGCGCAUGGCGACCCGUCUGGCGAAGCACUUUGGUUCUUUCUCCUUCAUGUUCGAGGUGUUCGUCUGUCAGAUCUAUGCCAACGCCGUCCACCAGAACUUGUCCUUCGGAGGUGCUCGUUAUAUCGGUACUGGACGUGGUUUCGCCACUGCUCGUAUUCCCUUCGGUGUCCUGUACUCCCGUUUUGCCGGUCCUUCCAUCUACGCCGGUGCUCGCUCUCUGCUGAUGCUUCUGUUCGCGACUUCCACCGUCUGGACGGCCGCUCUGAUCUGGUUCUGGGUUUCCCUGCUCGCCCUGUGCAUCUCUCCGUUCCUCUUCAACCCUCACCAGUUCGCGUGGCACGACUUCUUCAUCGACUACCGCGAUUAUAUCAGAUGGCUCUCCCGUGGUAAUUCCCGGUCCCACGCGUCUUCCUGGAUUGCCUUCUGCCGCUUGUCUCGUACUCGUCUCACUGGUUAUAAGCGCAAGCUUCUCGGUGUUCCGUCGGAGAAGGGGUCUGGUGAUGUUCCCAGAGCCAGAUUCACCAACAUCUUCGUCAGUGAGAUCGUCGUGCCUUUGGUUCAAGUCGCAGUUACCCUCGUCCCCUACCUCUACAUCAACUCGAGAACCGGUAUUUCGAACGAAAGUGCCAGAGCCUCCAACGCCGUUAUCCGUAUCGCCGUUGUUGCUUUCGGACCUGUUGCCAUCAACGCCGGUGUUUCUGGUAUGUUCUUUGCCAUGGCGUGCUGUAUGGGACCUAUCUUUGGCAUGUGCUGCAAGAAGUUCGGUGCUGUUCUCGCUGCUAUCGCCCACGCUAUUGCCGUCAUCAUCCUGCUUGUCAUCUUCGAAGUCAUGUUCUUCUUGGAGAGCUGGUCCUGGCCUCGUAUGCUUCUGGGAAUGAUUGCCGCCGCCGCUAUCCAGCGCUUCUUCUACAAGCUCAUCAUCUCCCUCGCAUUGACCAGAGAAUUCAAGCAUGACCAGUCCAACAUCGCCUGGUGGACCGGAAAAUGGUACAACAUGGGCUGGCACUCGAUGUCCCAGCCUGGUCGUGAAUUCCUUUGCAAGAUCACGGAGUUGGGUUACUUCUCCGCUGAUUUCGUCCUGGGUCACAUCCUCCUGUUUGUCAUGCUGCCCGCUCUCUGCAUGCCUUACGUUGACAAGUUCCACUCGGUCAUUCUUUUCUGGCUCCGGCCGAGUCGUCAAAUCCGUCCUCCGAUCUACUCUCUGAAGCAGUCGAAGCUCCGCAAGAGAAGAGUUGUUCGUUUUGCCAUUUUGUAUUUCAGCAUGCUGGUUCUGUUCCUGAUCCUCCUGAUCGCCCCUCUGGUUGCCCGUGACAUGGGCAUCAGUGUGUCGAUGAACAUCCCGAUGCAGCUUCUGCAGCCCCUCGACUCGGACAACAACGACACCAUCUCCAGUUACACUGGUAACGGUCUCCCAGUCGGUUACUCCGCCUGGACACCGUCCGCGUCCGCCUAG
This is a messenger RNA of Aspergillus heteromorphus CBS 117.55, 5697 nucleotides long. Its product is annotated as 1,3-beta-glucan synthase. The coding region runs from base 1 to 5697 and encodes 1898 amino acids. Gene Ontology annotation, cellular component: plasma membrane; 1,3-beta-D-glucan synthase complex. Gene Ontology annotation, biological process: fungal-type cell wall polysaccharide biosynthetic process; (1->3)-beta-D-glucan biosynthetic process. The record is from RefSeq and is a predicted model, not a curated record. Gene Ontology annotation, molecular function: 1,3-beta-D-glucan synthase activity. The transcript has 3 exons. NCBI's taxonomy places the organism in Eukaryota, Fungi, Ascomycota, Eurotiomycetes, Eurotiales, Aspergillaceae.